AUGAGUUCAACGCUCAGCUUGACAUCCCAAGCUCCAUCACCCGGAUUACGCCAUCACAAGUCAGAUCAUUGAUGAAAGACUUUUCGCUAUUCUCAUAUCGACUGUAGUGUCUCAUUUCUUGAGGCAGCAUCUGCAGUCUGUUCUGAAGCCUCAUCUGGAAGCAUCGCACGCGACCGAGCUCCGGCAGAUAAGGCAGCUUAUCUCUCCGGAACAGAGAAAUAUGAAUUGAGACCACAACUAUCUGUUUACCAUUUCAUCAAUCCAGCCAAUGCGAAUCAAGCAGUGAUAUUCAAUAAUUACCAGGCAGGAUAUAUCACGAGCAGCGGUGCCCUCGCAGGAUAUCCAUUUGAUGAACAACGCAACACCGCUUGGGUGAUAACAGCUUGUUAUCCGACUUGCAGCUUCAGCGAUCCCCGCACCCGACAGCUCAACCAUCGCAAUGGGCCUCUCUACGAUCGUAUCAUCGAACCCGAGAGCUGUAAACAGCUUAAGGAAAUCGAAUCUAUACGCCAGACGGAUUGUCGUUACGAACUCCCUACCCCUGACCUAUUCAUACUCCGUAUCGGAACGGUCCAUCGGUCCAUCGUGCCAAUGCCGUGCCUUCUGGCGGUCUUGUCGAAGCAGUCAUGGCAGCAGUGCGCGGAUUAUGCAAGAGAUGGAGAAGCAACGGCGGAAUUAUAUGUCUAAACGAGCACGUGCGCUGCGUCGUCAAGCAUUUCUAGACGAGCAGUACAGAUGGUCGAGUUGGAUACAGCCUUGGUGGGGAUGGGGAUGGCGAGGGUAUACAUCACGUCGAUCAGGCAGUGAUUUUGGUGGAAAUAAUGGAUCCGGAAGGGCCUCGAAAGAUGGUUCUAGGGGCCAGAGCAGCCAGGAUUGGUGGGAGAAGGAAAAAGAACGGUUUGAGCAAGAGAUGGAACGGAUUAAGAAAGAGAUCGAGGAUGAUCCCUUUGCGGCUGUCUUUGGGAGGAGGCCAGAGCCCGUGGGGCAUCAUGGUCCGUGGUCGACAUUCUGUCGUAACUUUUUGGGAUUAGGCGAUGAGACGCAGAAGGUCGAGCGGACGAGUGCAAAUGCGACAUCGAAGGUUGUUGAUGCGGAAUCUCGUCUGCAUGAUAGUGAGGUUAGGAAGAAUGGUGCGGGCUCGAGUACAAGUUCUUCCGAAGCUUUUGAGAAACAGCGGAAGGAGCAGACAGAUACCCAAGCAGCUUCCCCAGCAGAGCCGGCAUUUCAGUUCGAUCCUAUUAGCGGGAGGAUGGUGCCAGUAAAUUCUGGUCCGGAACCGUCGACUCAAAAUGGCGAGGGGGACGACAAGGACACACAUGUACCUGUCAAGACAUUCAAGUCUUAUCGGGCCCAGUUUGGCCACAAGCAGCAGGACGGUGACUCGUCGAUUAUCCCAAAUAACACUGCUGCAAGCCUGAGGUCUGACAAGGAUGCAGAAGUCAAGGGUCAGGCAAAUGAAGCCGAUGCGGGACAAAGCAGUGGAAACAAUGUCUUCUACAUGACCGCUCCGAAUGAGCAGGAAAAAUCAUCAUUGAAUUCUCCUGCGACUUUGGAAAAAGAUGAAAAUGUCACGCAAGCCGCACAUGACGAGCCGUUCGCUGGAACAGUUAAAGAUCCGCAAGGUGCUGAUCACGCCGAGGAAGCGACUCGGGUGGAUGGGCAAUCAUCUCCUGGAGCCAGCGAGACUGCAAACAUAGGUUUUCCCAAUGACUCAAAGACGGCAGCGGAGUCUGCAUCUCCAAACCAAUCGCACCAGAAAAUAUACAAUGUCGAAGAGGUCAAGACAGAUGACGUCGAUCUUCUGCGCCCGACUGAUAUUCGUGCUCCUUUGUACUCGAAGAAAACGAAAUAUGAACUCGAGUCAGAAAAGCAGCGCAAUCGUGAAGUGCUCGAGGAGGACUACGAGUCAUAUAGAGAUCCUGCUGCCGAUAUAGAUGCGAAGGAGCUCAGGAGCAGAGUGCAGGACUACGAAGCAUCGAGCCAAGUCCCGCAGAAUACAGCUACACAGCCGCUAAUCCCCCAAGCAGAGAAUAGUACGUCAGAACAGAAGGAUCUUCCGGAAUCUGCGGUUCGCGAUGUCCCUGUUUUGUCAAAAGAAAUCGAUAGCGAGGAACAAGUGGUUCGGGAUAUUCAACAUGCCUACGAAGAUGCAUACGGCAAGAUAACGGUGGAUCAUUACCAACCAACCUCUACGUUAGAGAACCAGACACCUCGGACAGUCGCACCAAGCUCCAUAACGGAGGAUCUGACUAGGGCAAGUCCGAAACACCCCGAUAUGAAGAUUGUCACCGUUUCUUCUACUCAGGAAGAGCGAGAUGCGAAAGAUUCGCGCCACUCGAGCCAGCUGGACGAUCUGUUGAGAGAUACGAAGAGGUUCAAUGAAUCGAGAGAUGCCUUAAUGAAACAGAUCACAGAAACACUUGGGCACAUUGAACAUAAACCUGCAACUCAGCCAAGCACUGCUGAACCAUUGCCUUCAAGCUCGGUUUCAACAUCCUCCACCACUUAUCGUGUACUGGCUUAUGAUCCGUCUACCCUCUCUGUCUCAUCUGCGGAGACGAGUUCGACGUUAUAUUCGAUUAAUGAGACUUUGCACCCCGCGGAGGUGCUACCGCGGCUGAAUAACCCGGCAAAGUUCCUUCCUCACUUUGCUGCAAUGCAAGCUGAUGGUUACGAGAUCGUCUCUGGUGGAGGAGAUAUUCUUGUCUUUGGGAAGGUUCGGGAGGCUGGAACAGCAGCUAGUGCGUCGGAUGAUGCUUCUAUGGUGUCCAGUUCAGAGGACACAGCAGUCGAAUCUCAGAAAAGUGGACAGACUUCAAAGUUCAGCUCGACUUCAACUUCUUCGUCCUCCCCUAGGAUGGUCCACCGGCAAGAAACUGUGUUCUCCGGCGGCCCUCUAAACUCUCCUCCUCCACCGGUUGAACCGACCGCAGAAGACAGACAAGAAGCCAAGGAAGAGUCUUUUCUGCGCAAGACAUCACGUAGAGUACUUCUGACUGGCACUGCAACAGCAGCAGUCUGCUAUGCAAUUGGUGUCGUCAGUGAGUAUUUCCGCACUGGCGGUUCGGACGGCAGAGGACCCGAGGGAUUUACAGAGUUCGAGGCCGAGAGACGUCGGAGGGAAUAGAUGGGACGCUGCUGGCCAUAUGCAAUAAUAGAAGGUUUAUCUUGUUAGGGCGUUGCAGAUGCUAGGAUCGAGUAAACGGGAGUUGGCGCUCUAUACCAUUCGUUAGGACCAUGCUUUAUCUACGGAGACUUCUCCCCUCUGGAACAACUCCACUACUUUGUACCUUUCAGACACCAUAUAUGACAUGCUAUUAUGUUUUUUCUUUCAUAUGCAACUCAUUAUUAAGAUAAAGAAGUGUAAAACCUGGAAACAAACCCGCAUGAACCAUUGAAGAGAGUAUCUAAACGAUCUCAGGGUCCACCCCGACGCCAUAUUGAC
Paecilomyces variotii is the source of this 3445-nucleotide messenger RNA. RefSeq lists its product as hypothetical. Bases 440 to 3127 code for a protein of 895 amino acids. The record is from RefSeq and is a predicted model, not a curated record. NCBI's taxonomy places the organism in Eukaryota, Fungi, Ascomycota, Eurotiomycetes, Eurotiales, Thermoascaceae. The transcript has a single exon.